Messenger RNA from Sesamum indicum (sesame), 1127 nucleotides. RefSeq lists its product as uncharacterized. The record is from RefSeq and is a predicted model, not a curated record. Lineage: Eukaryota; Viridiplantae; Streptophyta; Magnoliopsida; Lamiales; Pedaliaceae.
AAUUCUCUUUUUUACAAAAUAAUUUCUCAAAAUAAUAAAACUAUACGAUGAGAAGGCAAGGGGGCCACUACGGGGGUGAUUCGGCCGCCGCCGCCGCCGACGACUACGCAUUCGGUGGCUCCGGCGCUCAAAUACACCAAAACACCAAGUCUGGGUAUUACCAGGGGCGACACCAGGAGCCGCAGCUGCUCGGCGAGAAGGAACGAGGUCAGGAUGAAACUGAUUGGCGGUGGGAUAGAGAUGAUGUGCAGGCUAAAUUGCCAGAAACUCCUAUGUCGCCCACAGCACCCUUCGCUGGAGGGCGUGAAGCACCUGGAUCCUAUUACCAAGGCCAGAGGCUGGAUCCCCCGAUGUCAAUGGAGAGACAAAGUCGUGGAGAUCCUAGAUCUCAACCUCAAGAAGAGGAUAUGGAUAUAGGCUAUGAAGAUAAUCGCGUGCUACAUACGUUUGGAGGUCUUGAGCAGAGAUUCUUUGAUGACGUCAUGAAAUUGAGCAAAGAACAGAUUGAUGCAGAGGAUGCUGAAAAUGCUAGGCACAGAGAGAGAAUAAAUGCGAUCAAUGCACAAUACCAAGAACAGUUAGUUGCACUGCGAGCCCGGCAUGCAGGUCGGAGAGAAGAGUUUCUUCGGAGAGAAUCUCAAGCAAGACAACAGCAAUACCGGCAGAUUGUUAUGGAACAAUAUCCACCCAGUGGCAUUGCCCCUAGCGAUCCUCGUGGUUUCAAUGCAGAAGCUGCAUCUGCUCAGGAACCAAACCGAGCUUACAACUCCGACUCCUAUGACUCCUACAGAGGACGAGGUCGAUUUCCUGGUAAUGCUAGGGAUCAUGGAUAUGAGCCUAAAAUUCCAUACACAAGGGGCCGUGCUUAUGACACCGGGUCGCGCUAUUAUUAGUAACAUUCCUAGGGUAAAAAACUGUUCUUGCUUGAGUUUCAUUGUACUGCUGAUUGGGCUACUACAUCUACAUCGACGUGCCUUUUCUACACCUUUGAGGAUCCUGUUAAUUUAUCCUUUUACCUUUUCUGGUAUUAUUCCAUGAGCUGUAUGUUGUAAUGGCUUUGAUUUUCAUCAUCAACAACGAAAUGUCUGAAACACCAGCAUAAAUUGAAUGGCCCUAGAAGUUCAUUA